GAAAACCAAAAAGGCUUCAGUGUCUAUGGGCAUUUGCACACAGUCUAGACUGACUUGAUUAUUAACCUGAUGUUUACAUUGCUCCAUGGAUUUAUCAACGGGAUUACGGUGUCUGCUAGGAGAUUCCCCUAAGGAUUACCACAGAAUUUACUACAUUAGAACAAUAAUGGGCUUCAUUUUUUUACUUCUUCUUAUCCCAGCGGCAGUCUGCUCGCCAGUGUUGAUUCCAGUUGACUGUAAUGACUUGUACGUCAGAGGUUUUGGUCACAGUGGGGUGUACAGCAUCUACCCAGGAGGACCAGUCUCCCCUACCCAGGUCUACUGUGACAUGGGCUGUGAGGAUGAACCUGAUGGUGCUAAAUGGACAGUCCUCCAGAGAAGAAAGGAUGGCACCAUUAACUUUUAUCGUGGAUGGGACCAGUACAGAGCUGGAUUUGGACAAGCAUCUGGAGAAUAUUGGUUGGGUCUAGAGAACAUUCAUCUCCUCACUCUAAGGAAGAGCUAUGAACUGAGGAUAGAUCUGGAAGACUUUGAGGGGGCAAAGGCUUACGUCCAUUAUUCCUCCUUCACAGUGGGUCCAGAGCACGAGGGCUACAGGCUUAGUUUAAGUGGCUUCAAAGACGGAGGAGCUGGAAAUUCACUAGCGGGACAUGAUGGUCAGAAGUUUUCUACAUUUGACAAAGAUCAGGACACUUAUUCUUCAAACUGUGCUCAGACCUACCUGGGCGGAUGGUGGUAUGGAGAAUGUCAUACUGUUAAUAUCAAUGGUCUUUACUUGUGGGGCAGCUCAAAAUAUGGGAUUGGAAUGAACUGGGUGUCUUGGAAAGGAUAUGAAUAUUCUUUGAAAGCCAUUGCAAUGAAGAUAAGACCCAAAGAGUGAUUGUAAUAAUUAAAUAAUGACUCUUUUGUCAUGUUUAAUUAUGGCUCAUUUAUUUUUCAUCGGGUGUUGCGCAUUGAACUUCCCUGUUUGCCAGCCGGUCUGCGAAUAGAAUAGAUCAAAUGCAGUACCGUACCAUUAUUACAAUUGUUAAAAUGAUUCUUUAAUCAACAAGUUUUUUUCAGUCCAACAUAUAAUCUUGUUAGUAAAUGAGAAUAGAAAAUCAAAGGGUGCUUAUAUUGCACAUGUCUGUUAUUACACAUUAUUUACUUACAAUUAUUUAGCAAAACCCUGAUGCAUGUUCACCUUACAGCUGGACAUCAAAAAACAGUGAAACAGUCAAAUCUUUAUUUUUUCCCAACCCUUCUCUGCAGCAUGCUACACAAAGCAAGCGUGGCAUUGAACACUCUGUCAUGUUUAAAGAUCAUCUUAUAAAAGGUGUCCAGAGGCAGGCGACCUGUCGGAUCUGCGUGUUUCAGUGCAGUCAUGGGCAUGUACAGGCGGUUGGUCUGGUGGCGGAGAGGAGGCUCCUUGGCUGUGAUAACUUUAACUGUUUGCUGGAUAAUGAAAAUAAAAAUAUUUCAACACAG
Messenger RNA from Scophthalmus maximus (turbot), 1467 nucleotides. RefSeq names its product microfibril-associated glycoprotein 4-like. The transcript is spliced from 5 exons. NCBI's taxonomy places the organism in Eukaryota, Metazoa, Chordata, Actinopteri, Pleuronectiformes, Scophthalmidae. Bases 86 to 880 code for a protein of 264 amino acids. The record is from RefSeq and is a predicted model, not a curated record. Gene Ontology annotation, biological process: elastic fiber assembly.